AUGUUAACUGCAAAUUUGUCUAAAGAUGACAAGGAACAGUUAAAGAAACUCACGGAGUUAAAACAAUCUCUGGAAUAUACUUUGGAUGAAGAAAUGAAGAAAAAUGGUGAAUUAAAAAAAGAACUAACUGGGUUUAAGAAACUUUUUAAAAUGAUAAAAACAAAGUUAAAUGAGCAGGAAGAUGGAGAGUUUUGUUUCCAAGGAGAUUUAACAUCUAGUGAAUCUGAAAUAAUUAUUCUACUUCACACGCUAAUGCACAAGACACAAGUAGCAUCUCUAGAACAGUUAGAACAGUUAAGAAAGAAGGAAAAUGCUUCAGUGAAAAAGCAGAUGGAACUCCGAAUUAAAGACCUGGAAUUGGAGCUCUCUAAAACAAAAUCUCAAGAAGAUUCUGCUAAAAUAGAGCUGGAAAAAUACAGGCAACUCUAUGUAGAAGAGUUCAAAGCUACAGAAUCAUUGUUCUGUAAACUAAACAGGGCUAUUGAGUUUCUGGAAGAGGCCAACACCAAAUUUCUGGAGGAAAAGCAGCAAUACAGAUCUUUGUUGAGCAAUGUUAAUACAAGACCUGUCCUAGAGUGUCCUUCUGUCAGAAAUUUUGAUCAUAAUUUGGGGCUACCCAGAAGUUUUCAUACUAGAGAAAAUUUAGUGGUUCCUAGAUUCAACCCACAGCCUUCAAACAACAGCAUGGAGAACUACCUCACCAAGAUGCACCAAGUGUUGGAAAACAGUGUAAGUAAAGAAGAAAGAAAAGCUAAUGCUGAAUUACACAUCUUUAAACUUCCUCUCAGAAGAUCUGCAAAUAAAUCAAGUUAAGAUCUAAUUUGAGAAGCAUCACAGGAAU
Molecule: messenger RNA, 841 nt
Organism: Octodon degus (degu)
Lineage: Eukaryota; Metazoa; Chordata; Mammalia; Rodentia; Octodontidae
Product: ankyrin repeat domain-containing protein 26-like
Exons: 7
Coding region: 1-813 (270 amino acids)
Source: RefSeq, a predicted model, not a curated record